This is a messenger RNA of Papaver somniferum (opium poppy), 1478 nucleotides long. RefSeq names its product calmodulin-lysine N-methyltransferase-like. Gene Ontology annotation, cellular component: cytoplasm. The coding region runs from base 105 to 1091 and encodes 328 amino acids. Gene Ontology annotation, molecular function: calmodulin-lysine N-methyltransferase activity. Lineage: Eukaryota; Viridiplantae; Streptophyta; Magnoliopsida; Ranunculales; Papaveraceae. The transcript has 7 exons. The record is from RefSeq and is a predicted model, not a curated record.
ACGGUCAGGAUUGUCUGUUGUUCCCCUGCAACAUUAACAAAGAAAUGAGGUCGCUCAAAAUUGUGAAGAAGCGCAGAGGGAGAGAGAAACAGUGAGGCGAAACAAUGGAGGACGAGAAAGAAGAUAAUCCACCAUCUUCAUUAUCAUCUAAGCCGUCUCUAAGGUGGGGAAUUCUUCGAAAGGCAUUUCUCUCUGGAAAUAAUUCUUCACACACAGAUAGUACAACAACAUCUGAAAUGGGAGAAAAGCUUAAGCUUAUAUCUAGGAAGACAGGACAGGGUUUUAACUUGAUCAAAUCUCAAAUCAUUAACAACAACAAGAUAACAUCAACACUAGAAGAACCACACUUGGAUGAUAAAUCCAACGACAUUUAUGUCUCAUAUACAUUACCAUUGGAUACAGCUCCAACGCUUAUUAUGAGCCAAAGAGUUGAGAACAAUGUCAGCCUCAACGAUUUUGAGAUAUGUAACAAAUAUAACAUUGACAAUACCGGACUUGUUUGUAAUUGGCCAUCAGAAGAUGUUCUUGCGUACUUUUGCUUGAGUCAUGCAGAUAAAUUCAGAUCCAAAAGAAUAAUCGAGCUUGGAGCUGGCUAUGGAUUGGCUGGGUUAGUCAUUGCGGCCGCUACCGAUGCAUCAGAGGUUGUAAUAUCUGAUGGGAAUCCUCAAGUAGUCAAUUAUAUUCAGCGCAAUAUAAAUGCCAACUCUGCAGCAUUUGCUGAUACAAAAGUGAAGUCUAUGAUAUUGCACUGGAAUCAGGAGCAAGUUCCAGAAGUCCUGGACACCUUUGAUAUCAUCGUGGCCAGUGACUGCACCUUCUUCAAAGAGUUCCAUGAAGGCCUAGCCAAAACAGUCAGGGCCUUGCUAAGAUCAUCAAAGGAUUCUGAAGCAAUAUUUUUGAGCCCCAAAAGAGGGAAUUCGUUGGACAAGUUUCUAGAGAAAGUCAAUGAGAUUGGGAUGCAUUACAGCAUAACUGAAAACUACGACAAUGAAGUUUGGCAGCAUCAUCAAAAAUUUCUUCAUGGCGAUGACUCCUGGCCCAACUACGAAAAGGAUCACUCCUACCCAGUGCUGGUAAGGAUAACAUUCUAGACUAAACUGGUCCACUUUUAUAUAUAUCAGAAACAUUUUCCUUGCUCAAGUCAAAGUUGAGUCUGAUAUCCAGGUUGUUUUAUCACUUGGAGUUCACCAAUGCUUCAGGCCUGGGCCCUUUACGUUUUCAGGGAUACAUCGCCGUAGAAUUUACUUUAAGCACUGAUUUAUCAUCUUUGCCUAGUGGCUGGUGGGUCCUUGAAAAAACUUGCCCCCACUUUGCUCACCACUACAUGAAUUCAAUGGUUUCUUAUCCAUGUAAAGCCAUUUAGCAAUUUAAGGUUCAUCAAAUUAGAAGAAAGAAGUAUUUUAGUAACUGUCUUUGACUGAUCUUAUUCAUAUUGGUUAUGCCUUUUUUUUAUCACUUAAAGAAUCGUUUUGACACAG